UUAGCAACAUUUUAAUUUCAUUUAACCUUUAUUUAACUAGGCAAGCCAGUUAGUUAGCAACAUUUUAAUUUCAUUUAACCUUUAUUUAACUAGGCAAGCACUCAUUAUUAUUUACAAUGAAGGCCGACCCGGGCCAACCCCUCCCAUAACGCGGACGACGCUGGGCCAAUUGUGCUAUGUCCUAUAGGGCUCCCGGUCACGAUCGGUUGUGAUACAGCCCAGGAUCGAACCAGGAUCUGAAGUGACGCCUCUAGCACUGAGCUGCAGUACCUUAGACCGCUGUGCCCGGGAGGCCCCAAACAUCGCACAACGUUGAUGGCAACACACAAUUUGACUCUUCUCUGACCAGUGGAGAUGGCAGAGGUUGAUCAGGCUGUGGACCUGUCCAAGACAGAGACAGGAGAGGGUGGGAAUGGGCAUCUGUCUUCCAGUGCAGACCGAAACAGUGGGUCCAGUACAGGACAGAAGUCUACCACCAAGAGGAAGCAUGACGAUGAGGAAGAGGAUGACGGCUCUCCAACUAAGAAACAGCAUGGUCAUGGAGAGAAGGUGGCGACCCACUACAACACGCUCCAGGAGACCGGCCUCGCUGCCAGGAGCCAGAGCAGAAUAUUCUACAUGAGGAAUUUCAACAACUGGCUUAAAAGUGUUCUAAUUGGUGAGAUCCUGGACACUGUACGUCAGAGCCGCAGAGAGCUGUCUGUUCUGGAUCUGGGCUGUGGGAAAGGUGGAGACCUGCUCAAGUGGAGGAAAGGACACAUCAGCCGGUUGGUCUGUGCAGACAUAGCAGCAGUGUCGGUGGAGCAGUGCCAGGUUCGUUAUGAGUAUAUGAGGAAGAGGGGUCAUCCUAACGAGCGUAUCUUCUCUGCAGAGUUCAUCACAGCCGACUGUACCAAGGAGCUGCUGACAGACAAGCUGAAGGAUCCUAAGAUGGAGUUUGAUGUGACCAGCUGUCAGUUUGUGUACCACUACUCCUUUGAGACUCAGCAGCAGGCGGACCUGAUGUUGAAGAACGCCUGUGAGAGGCUGAGACCAGGAGGAUACUUCAUAGGCACCACACCAGAUGCAUAUGAACUGGUGAAGCGUGUGGAGACCAUAGACUCCAACUCCUUUGGUAACGAGGUGUUCAGUGUGACGUUUCAGAAGAAGGGAGACUACCCUCUGUUUGGUUGUCAGUACGACUUUAAUCUGGAGGGGGUGGUCAAUGUCCCAGAGUUCCUGGUUUACUUCCCUCUGUUUGAAGAGAUGGCCAAGAAGUACAACAUGCGUCUGGUGUUUAAGAAAACGUUCUCCCAGUUCUUUGAGGAGCACAUAAAGAACGACCAGCACAAGAUGCUGAUGCAGAGGAUGCAAGCGCUGGAGUCUUUCCCGACAGACAACAAGAACAAGUCAUCUUCAGACAACCUUGAUGAUUAUGAUCACGCCAAGGAGAAGGCUGACAGCCCUAAUGUCAGACUGCCGUUGGGAACAUUGAGCAAGUCUGAGUGGGAGGCAACAAGCAUAUACCUGGUGUUUGCAUUUGAGAAAAUGUCCUGAAUGCCAGAGAAGAGAACCCCAGUUUGACAGGUCGACUCGUCAAUAUUACACUGUUUUUUUUGUUUGGUAUGUUUGGGUGGGGGGGAUUAUUUUUUAAGAACUGACUUGCUGCCCACAGCAGAGCAUGGUACAAAAAAAAGUAGUUUUAAUGUUUUCCUGUUGUGAAAUAUUAUUGGUUUGAGUAAGCUUGUCUUGCAUAUCCAUCCAUCAAUCUAUCCUCUGGUUCUUAUUAUAUCAGCUACAGCCAGACUGUUGUCAUCAUCUGUAGCUCAUAUCUGUCCAGUUUUUACCUUCCCUUUAUCCUGGUCAUUUAACCUAGUGAUGUCAUUUAACUGGAGUGAUGUGUAUUAUACAACGGGCGGGUCUAAUCCUGAAUGCUGAUUGGUUAAAAGCGCAUUCCAGACGGUGUCUAUUCCACAAGUUACCACUGGCUAAAUCUAUGACGUUAAAAUGCCUAUUUACUCCGUUCCAUCUGACUGCACAAUCCUGUCUCAUCAGACCAGCCAGGCCAUUUAUAACCUUGAUCUCCACUAUAAAAAGCAUCUAGACAUUAUCUCACUUUUUUUUUUGGACUAACUUUUAGUUUUCAACUGUCCUUUUAAGAGUUUCAAUAACAUCCUAUUUAUUAUUUAAGUGAUAAUGCCCUUAACACUGGUGUUUUGAAGGUAUAUUGGCACGGUUUGCUGGCCUGAGACAACACACCCAUGCCAAUAUAUCCUCCAAACACCGCCUUUGAGGGCAUUAUCACUUUAAAUAAUAAAUAGGGUGUUACUUACUCUUAAAUUACAUUUAAGGAUGCAUAGCACAGGCAUCAAAGUAGUCAUACAUUUUCACAUUUCAGAAUUGCAAAUGAUGGGCAGCUUUGGGUACUGGCUCCAACACACAUUUCUACCAAAUUUGGACUAUUUCCAGGUAAAAGCCUGUUUCUCUGCAGUACAGUGUCACUGCUGAAUUGAUUCUUCAAGAGGAUUAGAUCAGUGGAUCAAUGCUAGUUCGAAGUAAGAUGACCUUGUAGAGGUAUUUUAAGGCUCAACUAUGAUUCAGGUAAUCACCCUGAUCAACACAUCAAACCUUUAUGUAACCCUAUGUUGAUUACCUGGUGUAUGUGUUCUGUCUAUUCUCUAUCGUGUGCACUACUAUUGACCAGGGCCCAUUGGCCCCCCCAAGGAAUUUACCUAAAAUUAGUUGAUUUGAGGAAACCUGUUCCAAAGUAUUCCCACAAAUAAAAUAUGUGAUCGUCUCUCAAUAUAAUCAAGGUAUGAAAUGAUUGUCAUGUUCAAUUACAAUGUAUUUUUGGGCCCGCUGCUAAAUCUAGUUGUCUACCCCUGAUGAUGCAGUAUUGCGACAUCAGAAUUUGAAAUUGUGAAAGGAGUUCACUAUUCAUGUUAUCAUAUUAAUUUAGCGGUCAAUAUUUGACCAAAGCACUGGUUCCAGUCCAAGUACCUAUGCGAUUUAGCAAACCCUAGGCAUUUGUUGGAUGACAUGAAAAUAGAGCCCUUUGGCCACACACACUAAUGGUGGGUUUGUCGUCAAAAUGAGAAUGCAUGAGCAGAAAAUAAUCCCAUACCUAUUGGAGAAUAUGGUGGGAUCUUUUAUUUUAAGGGCUUCUGCUGGUCCUGGGGCCCUUUUUAAGAUCAACGAUAUAAUGAACAGCAUCAUGAACUUUACCCAGUACAAGGACAUUUUAGCCAAAAAACCUGGUUGCCUCUGUCAGGAGGCUGAAACUUGGCCGCAAGAGGAUCUUCCAGCAAGACAACCUCAAGCUCACAAAAUGCACAAAGAAAUAGUUUAUUGUCUUCAGACUUAACCCCAUUGAAAACCUGUGGUUUGAUUUGAAGGGGGCAGUCCAUAAGUAUUGACGAAGGACAUCAAGGACCUGGAAGGAGUCUGUAAUGAGGAAUGGUCUCAGAUCCCUCCCAAUGUGUUCUCCAACAUAAAACAUUUUAGAAAAAGGCUCAGGGCCGUUAUCCUCCCAAGGCGAGGUAUUGAAAACGGGUGUUUCCUUGAAUGCUCUUCAUGCAUCCAUGAACCAACCAUGAAAGCCCUCUGUAAUAGUCACUGCAUUCCUCAUCUACUUCAAACAUAGACAUAAACAUUUACAGUGCAUUCGGAAAGUAUUCAGACCCCUUGACUUUUUCCACAUUUUGUUACAUUACAGCCUUAUUCUAAAAUGGAUUAAUAAAAAGAUGUUCCUCAAACUACACACAUUUCCUCAUAAUGACAAACUGAAAACAGGUUUUUAGAAAUAUUAAAAUAAAAACAAGUUUUCAGACAUUGCUACGAGACUCUAAAAUUCAAUCAAAUGUAUUUAUACAGCCCUUCUUACAUCAGUUGAUUUAUCAAAGUGCUGUACAGAAACCCAGCCUAAACCCCAAACAGCAAGCAAUGCAGAUGUAGAAGCAAGGUGGCUAGGAAAAACAACCUAGAAAGGCAGGAACCUAGGAAGAAAUUUAGAGAAGAACCAGGCUAUGAGGGGUAGCCAGUCCUCUUCUGGCCGUGCCGGUUAGAGAUUAUAAGAGUACCUCGCCAUUUAAGGCCAGAUUGUUCUGAACUCAAUAAAACUAUUUUUUUCAACCAC
Messenger RNA from Oncorhynchus keta (chum salmon), 4114 nucleotides. RefSeq names its product RNA (guanine-7-) methyltransferase (gene rnmt). Gene Ontology annotation, biological process: 7-methylguanosine mRNA capping. Gene Ontology annotation, cellular component: nucleus. The transcript has 11 exons. Gene Ontology annotation, molecular function: mRNA 5'-cap (guanine-N7-)-methyltransferase activity. Lineage: Eukaryota; Metazoa; Chordata; Actinopteri; Salmoniformes; Salmonidae. The record is from RefSeq and is a predicted model, not a curated record. Bases 355 to 1536 code for a protein of 393 amino acids.